CGUGUUGCCUGCCUGUCAAACUCAAGGCAGCCUAUAAGAAAACAUCCUAUGAGAAAUGCCCCCCUCCCCCUUCUCUUCUGCAGACAAGGCUGCUGGAAGAUCCAAAGGGUGGGAGCUCACCUGCCCUUGGAGGGGGCUGCUGCUAGACCUCUAGGGACCCAGCCCUCUCGAUCUCUCUGGGAGAAUGGGAGGCUGCAGCCACCUCUCUUGGUCCACAAGGGGCAGUCUGAUUCUGCGGGGAGGAGUCGGUCCUGGGGGCCAUAAGGGGCUUUAGAAGUAACCACCGGGGCCCUUGCAUUAAGACAGAAACCUAAACAACCAGCACAGCUCCCUUAAAAUAGGGGUGGGCCUGCCUGGGGCCAGUCAAUGAAUGAGCAUCUGCCACUUCCAAGUUACCUUCAAGGGCAGCCCCACGUAAAGCAGAUUGCAGUAGCCUAAGAAAGAGAAGGGAGGAGUACAGGGCAGCACCACCUGGUCAAGGGAAGGGUGUAACUGGUGGACUGGCUACAGUUGGCCAAAGGCUGUCCUGUCCACAGCCUCUCUCCGCUGUUCUCUUUGGAACCGCAAGUCCAGGAGAACUCUCCAGAUCGCACACCUGCUCCUUCAGGAGAAAUGAGGCCUCCGGUGGAGUAAUAGAUACAUGUCCAAGGAAGAUCAGAGACUGAUAGUAAUGCCGUAUUGCUGAGACUCCAUCUGCCCCUUUCAGACCCUCACAGUCUCUGGGCACUGGGUAAAAGCCCCACGACAUCUCCUCCUUCACCUGCAUAGAGAUGUAAACGUGAAGCUGGAUAACCAGCAUAGUGAUGGUGCCAAGGCCACCUGUGACAUCCCUUGAUAGUUGUGGGCAUCACAAUUGGGUUGCCCCAGGGCAAACUCUCUCCCGUAACAAGCUUGAUUGGAACUGCCCACUUAGGAAGGGGCAGAAGCACUGCAACCCACCCCACCCCAGACCAUAAUGGAUGCUAUGGAAAGCUAGGGACAAGGAGGGCGGGCACCCCACCAAGGUCCUGCUGCAUCCCCAGGCCCAAGUGGGUGGCUCUGCCUUGCUCAACAGAGACUGAGCUGAGGCAGGUUCUUAUGGGCACUUUCCAGGAUCUGGCACCCUCCCAUGCGAUAUUAAAUCACCUGAGGAAAAUUGUUGGCCAGUGAAGGACAGAACCUUCAUUACCAGAGAAAGGAAAAUGAAGCCGUUGCUGCACCUGUAGGCAGGUUCCCUCUCACGUUGCAAAUCGUGGCUAGACGGACACUGCAGCCCUCUGCGAAGGAGCUCCAAGCUGCCCUGUAGGCUGGCACUUAUGGCCGGCGCCAUCCGCCAGAGACCGGCAAGCAGAAUCUCCCUUUACAUAGCUGUGUUGCUUGCUAAACCCUCCCGUGGUUAUCCCAAGAAACGUUUUGCCUUUUUUGAGUGCUACUAACGCAAUGAGGUUUGCAUUGACUGGUGUGCCUCCUUUUAUCUCAGCUCACAGCAGCGUAUAGAAAAUGAGUGCUGUAAAUGGUUACAGCUUUUUGCAUUUAGCUGUUAAAAAGUGACCAUUCCAGUCCACCAAACCUCGGGUCUCAAUUUAAAAGCGAAGGAGGGCAGAGGCUCGGUUGGGUGGCUGUAGGGCCAUGAAGAUCUUUCAGACUAAAACGUAGCUAUGCUGAUGGUCUGUGGCCCAUUCACACACACUGCUAAAUCAUCAGACCCCUGUGCCUGUUGGGGGAAAUGUGUCACAGCUGCCCAGGAUGGAAAUUCCCCACUUGUCCAGUGUGUGAAGGUAGCAUGGGUGAUCUUUUCUGCAUUGGUUGGGGGAAAAGGGUUAUCAGGCAGAUCCUGGGCUGGUUUUGCACCAGGAGAUCGUUCAGUAACUCAGUCAGCUGCGUGUGCAUUGUGUGCGCACUGUAUUAUUUUUGAAAGGUAUGCUUAAUGCUGGGCUACUGAUAAAACAUGGGCAUAAUUCUAUUGCUUAUUCGUACAGUAUCCUAAACCAGGGGUCUUCAACCUUGGCAACUUUAAGACUUGUGGACUUCAACUCCCAGAAUUCUGGUAAUUGAAGUCCACAAGUCUUAGAGUUGCCAAGGUUGGAGACCCCUGCCCUAAACCAAGAUCUAACAGCUGCAUUUGUGUAACCCAUUAAACUUGGUUGGCCUUAACCUUGGUUUUAGUUCUGAUAGGUUUGCAGUUCAGUGCAUUGUGAGCCUGAGAAAAUGGGUUAAUACAAUACUUCAAUUAAGCGUCUUCUAUGAACGCAAAGUAUUUUUUUAUUUUUUCCCAACUGAGGCUCCGUGUUGGUCCCAGCUUUGCUUUUUCCAAAGCUAACGCUCUGCAUGAGUCAGCCUCGUUUUUGUCAUGGAUCAGUUGCUUUGCAAUGGAUAGUUUGGAUUAGGCUGUUUCAGAUCAGGUGGGGUUCGGCAUCAGUUAAGGAAAGGGGGGGGGUCUCUGUGAAAUAGAUUUCUGGGAGGAAUCCUUUUGCUGUGCCCACAGCUGAUUUGCAGGCCAGUGAAGAAGGACUGACCUCUUUCCUUUCUCAAUUCUCAGUUGUUGGGCAUCCCUGAAUGGAUUCCAACAAAUUUCCUGCCUCUUUGGGGCCCCUGUCUCUGCACAAUAAGCCCCUGAUUGGGGAUCUCCCUGCGGGCCUGGAGUUCGGAGAGGAUCUGCUGGCCUCCCAAACAGCCUCCAUCCCACAAGCAGCGACUGUCCAGUCCCAAGAGAUGGAGUGGGAGGUGUCUAAGCAAGCAGCGUCCGACGGUAGCUUGGAGUUUGGCGUGGGGAAAGCCGGUGACCUGUCCACCUUAAGCAAGUCUUUGGCCCUCAGUAAGCCCAGCACUUUGGCUAUCCUGGAGAAGCCUGGCCUUCUGGACAGCUUGAGCAAAGGAGGGGGCCAGGAGGUGCUAGAGAAGUCUGGGGACCCCGAUGGCUUGUUCAAGGCAGGUGGAUCUGUGGACCCAGAGAAUGGCACCGAAGCCCCCCCUGUGCCGGGAACUGAACGCCUGAGUCCCGAAGCUUUGCAGGAGGAGGGGGGGUCCCAAGGAGGCAUGGAGCAGGAGAGCCACGUCAAGCACACAGGCUGUGUUCCAAACAGCUCCGCCAAGGACGACCCUGAGGUGGUUGAGGUGAGCAGCUUCACCCCUUCCCAAGAAGCAGCCCCCUCACUCGGCAGCCCCCCAACGAGCCCACGGCUGGCGAAGAAGCCCCGGUUGAAAUCCCCCAAGAAGAGCUCCCUGGAGCACAAGGAGGAUGCUUUGGCACCCGCAGAGGAGGAAGAAGAGCCCACUCCGAACAGCAUUCCUGAGCCUGUGCCGCCCCCUCUGGAAGUGGCCGAGGGGAGUCUGAGUGCAGCCAAGAAAGAAAGUGGCCCCAGUGAAGCUGCAAAAGCACAGGAAGCGGGACCCCCGCCCUCCCUUGCAGGGGAAGGUGCUGGUGCGAAGGCAGCCGAGGCACCCGUUGAAAGGGAGCAGAAGAGGAGCGAGCGAGCCAGGAGGGCAGAGGUAUCUCGGCCAGAAACAGUCAACUCUUCAGAGAGCAUCCCCGUCUCUGAUGAGGACUCGGAUGCCAUGGUGGAUGACCCUAACGACGAGGACUUCGUCCCCUUCCGCACCCGCCGCCCCACCCGCCUGUCUCUGCGCAACCAGAUGGCCCAGCGGGCGGCCCGCUCGACCGUCACCAAGAUGACCUGCGCCAACUGCCGCACGCCACUGCAGAAGGGACAGACGGCCUACCAGCGCAAGGGGCUCCCCCAGCUCUUCUGCUCCAGCUCCUGCCUCACCACCUUCUCCAAGCGGCCCCUCAGCAGGAAGAGCUGCACCUUCUGCAAAAAGGAGAUUUGGAACACCAAGGACUCGGUGGUGGCCCAGAUCGGCUCCGACAGCUCUUUCUACGAGUUCUGCACUUCGGUUUGCCUCUCGCUGUACGAAGCGCAGCAGCAGCAGCAGCGUCCGGCUCUGCAGGCUGCCGAAACCUCAGACUCCGUCCGGUGCAGCGUCUGCUACAAGACUGGAGAGAUUCAGCACGAAGUGAGCAACGGCAGCGUGGUGCACCGCAUCUGCAGCGACGCCUGCUUCACUAAGUUCCGGGCCACCAAAGGGCUGAAGACCAACUGCUGCGACAGCUGCGGCCUUUACCUAUACAACAAGGGGGUCCCCUUGGAGUAUCUCUUCCACGAGGGGCAGCAGAAGCGCUUCUGCAACCCCGCCUGCCUCAACAGCUACAAGAAGAAACACACCCGAGUCUACCCGUGCAUGUGGUGCAAGACGCUGUGCAAGAACUUCGACAUGCUCUCCCACAAAGACCGGAACGGCAAGCUGGGUCUCUUCUGCUCCAUCUGCUGCACCACUUCCUACAAGGUCAAGCAGGCCGGACUGACAGGACCCGUCCGGCCUUGCAGCUUUUGCCGGAAGAGCCUGUCUGAGCCUUGCUAUUACAACAAGAACAAGCAGGUGGUGUACCAGUUCUGCAGCCCCAGCUGCUGGACCAAAUUCCAGCGCUCCAGCCCAGAAGGUGGGAUCCACUUGACCUGCCAUUCCUGCCACAACCUCUUCACUGGGAAGCCCGAGAUCCUGGAUUGGCAGGACAAGGUCUACCAGUUCUGCUGCCGGGAUUGCUGUGAGGACUUCAAGCGGCUGCGAGGGGUGGUGUCCCAGUGCGAGCACUGCAAGCAGGAGAAGCUGCUGCACGAGAAGAUCCGCUUCUCGGGAGUGGAGAAGAACUUUUGCAGCGAAGGGUGUGUGCUUCUUUACAAACAGGAUUUCACCAAAAACCUGGGUCUCUGCUGCGUCACCUGCACCUAUUGCUCCCAAACCUGCCAGCGAGCUGUCACCGAGCAGCUGGAGGGCAGCACCUGGGACUUCUGCAGUGACGACUGCAAAAGCAAAUACCUGCUCUGGUACUACAAGGCAGCUCGGUGCCAUGCUUGCAAGCGGCAGGGGAAGCUGUUGGAAACUAUUCACUGGCGAGGUCAAAUCAAGCAUUUCUGCAACCAGCAAUGUCUGUUGAGAUUUUACAACCAACAGAAUCAGCCCAACCUGGACACCCAGAAAGGGCCUGAGAGUCUGCUGAACAGUCAGGCCCCGGAGCCCAAGCAACCCUCUGCCACUGCCCAGAAAGCAGAGCCCAGCGCGGAGCCUGCCAAGGCUGCCCCCACCUCGCCAGCAUCAGCUCCGCUCCAGCCCCCUCAGCCGGUCACCCCCCGGAAGAACAAGGCAGCCAUGUGCAAGCCUCUCAUGCAGAACCGAGGGGUUUCCUGCAAGACAGAGAUGAAGUCCAAGGGCUGCCAGACAGACGACUGGAAGCCUCAGGUGAUUGUGCUGCCCAUCCCGGUGCCAGUCUUUGUGCCUGUGCCCAUGAACAUGUACUGCCAGAAAGUCCCAGUGCCUUUCUCCAUGCCGGUCCCCGUUCCCGUGCCAAUGUUUCUGCCCACCACCCUGGAGAGCACAGAGAAGAUUGUGGAGACCAUUGAGGAGCUGAAGGUGAAGAUCCCUUCCAACCCCCUGGAAGCCGACAUCCUGGCCAUGGCGGAGAUGAUCGCGGAGGCCGAAGAGUUGGACAAAGCCUCCUCAGAUCUGUGUGACCUGGUGAGCAACCAGAGUGCCGAAGGGCUCCUGGAGGACUGCGACCUCUUUGGGCCAGCCAGGGACGACGUGCUGGCCAUGGCGGUCAAGAUGGCGAAUGUCCUGGAUGAGCCGGGGCAGGACCUGGAAGCCGACUUCCCUAAAAACCCCUUGGACAUCAAUCCCAGCGUGGACUUCCUCUUCGACUGCAGCCUGGUCGCCCCCGAGGACGUUGCUGCAGACCCAGACUUGCCUCGCUCGAUUCGCAAGGGCCAGAAGCGCCUGGUGCUGUCAGAGAGCUGCUCCAGGGACUCGGUAAGCAGCCAGCCCAGCGGCUCAGCUCUCAACUCCUCCUACGGGGUGAACGCCUGGAAGAGCUGGGUGCAGGCCAAGUACGUGGGUGCCGAAACCAGCAAGGGCGACGAGCUGCGCUUUGGCCCCAAGCCCAUGCGGAUCAAGGAGGACAUCCUGGCCUGCACGGCGGCCGAGCUGAACUAUGGCCUGGCUCAGUUCGUCAAGGAGAUCACCCGGCCCAACGGGGAGCGCUACGAGCCAGACAGCGUCUAUUACCUGUGCCUGGGAAUCCAGCAGUACCUGUUGGAGAACAACCGCAUGGUCAAUAUCUUCACCGACCUCUAUUACCUGACUUUUGUGCAAGAGCUCAACAAGUUGCUGAGUGGCUGGCAGCCCUCCAUCCUGCCCAACAGCGCGGUCUUCUCCCGCGUGGAAGAGGAGCACCUCUGGGAGUGCAAGCAGCUGGGCGUCUACUCCCCGUUUGUGCUGCUCAACACCCUGAUGUUCUUCAACACUAAGUACUUUGGGCUGCAGACGGCCGAGGAGCACAUGCAGCUCUCCUUCACCAACGUGGUGCGGCAGUCGCGCAAGUGCACCACGCCACGGGGCUCGGCCAAAGUUGUGAGCAUCCGCUACUACGCACCUGUGCGGCACCGGAAGGGCCGAGAGAGCAGCCUGGGCAAGCGGAGGAGAGAGGAGGAGGCGCCGGUCUUGGAGCAGCGGGAGAACCGCCUGAACCCCUUGCGUUGCCCCGUCAAGUUCUAUGAGUUCUAUCUCUCCAAAUGCCCCGAGACCCUCCGCAGCCGCAACGACGUCUUCUACCUGCAGCCAGAGCGCUCCUGCAUCGCGGAGUCCCCGCUCUGGUAUUCUGUCAUCCCCAUGGAUAAGAGCAUGCUGGAGAGCAUGCUGAACCGCAUCCUGGCUGUGCGCGAGAUCUACGAGGAGCACAGUCGCGGGGCAGGAGGCCUGGAUGAUGACAUGGACUGACCGGGGCGGCCCUCGCUGUGAGAGAAGGUGGGCUCUGGUGCUGUUCCCCACCCCCCCGGCUGCAGGGACCGGGGGCAUCUCGCCUGUGAGCCCUUCCCUUUCUGGGUGGACGGACACAGAGGACUCGGCCGCCACAUCUUCCACCCUGGCGAGUGGGUGCCUGGUGCCUCCGUCCUCCCCACGCUUCUCGGGAGUCCCUGCUUGGCUGGCCUUGUCACCUGGUCUCUCACUCCAGACUGGCAGGGAAGGGGGCGCAGGCUGCUUCUGGACUUGGAGGUUGGAUCGAGAGCCCCAGACCUCUGCCUCUUCUGGCCGUGGGGGGGGAGGAGGGAGGGAGGGGGUGGUUCCCGAGGGCCCGCUCUCUUGUAUGCCCCCUCCCCUUCUGUUGACAUCUGGUCCUGCCCUGCUGCUCUUCCUCCAGGGGCUCAGAGGCCGCCUUGCACCCGGGUCCCCCCCUGUCUCUGUGUGUGGCAUUGAACUCUGAGCUAUGGCUGGUGGUGGUGCCGUUUGUUGAGCCUGUAUAUACAUUGUCCUGGCCCAGCCCUGCAGUGUCCGUGUCUCCAGUGAGCCAGUUGCGGGCCUCGUUGUCGCGUUGUGAUAUACUGGACGUUAAAACCCGGCCCCUGCCCUCCCUGCGUCUCUCUGGAAACCAUUCAUUUCAAAUAAAGGCAGAAAAGCUC
This is a messenger RNA of Pantherophis guttatus, 7487 nucleotides long. It is a transcript of the gene ZMYM3, whose product is annotated as zinc finger MYM-type containing 3. Lineage: Eukaryota; Metazoa; Chordata; Lepidosauria; Squamata; Colubridae. The record is from RefSeq and is a predicted model, not a curated record. Gene Ontology annotation, molecular function: zinc ion binding.